Phytomonas sp. Hart1 is the source of this 1137-nucleotide messenger RNA. The record is from the annotation of a GenBank genome assembly. Lineage: Eukaryota; Euglenozoa; Kinetoplastea; Trypanosomatida; Trypanosomatidae.
AUGCCUGAUCAUAACAAACGAGGGAAGGCCCAAAAGGCCGCGAAUAAAGAAAAGCGCGCCAACAAACACAACAACAAAUCACGCAACGGCUACCACGGCAACCCUAACGCCGCGAAGGCGGGGCGUGGUCGGCGAGACCGCGAGCCGUCCUACCUGUCCAGCCGAACGAACGAGCGGCAGAACCGCCCGGCGGCGCACACCUUUGAGGGCAAAGACCCUUUGGACCAGCAGCUCUUCGACUUCCUCAUCGUCGUCGACGUGGAGGCGACCUGCGAGGCCCGCCAGGCGAACUUCCCCCACGAGGUGAUCGAAUUCCCCGCCCUGCUGGUGGACAUCCGGCGCGGGGUGGUCGACCCGGGGCGGUCCUUUCGGACCUUCGUGAAGCCCUGGCGAAACCCCGUCUUGACGGAGUUUUGCACAACUUUGACAGGGAUUCAACAGGCCGACGUCGACGGGGCCCCGGACCUCGCGGAGGCGAUUCGGCGCUUCGAGAAGUGGUAUCUCCAGACUAUCCCACGAGGCGCCAAGGUGGUCUUCGCCGCGGAUGGCCCGUGGGAUUUCCGAAAAUUCUUUUACGAAUACCACGUCCUCCGGGAUCACGUCCGCCUCCCGAGUAUUUUUUACGAAUAUUUGGACAUCCGCACCACCUUUUCUCGAUAUUUUAAUCACGGCAGCCCAAUGAAACUCGACGCGAUGUUGUCGAGUAUGGGACUGGCGUUUGAAGGCCGUCCGCAUUGCGGCUUUGACGACGCGUACAAUAUCGCACGGCUGGCGAUUGCGAUGAUGAAGGCGGGGUGUGUGUUUGACUUUCUCGUCGCCAUUCCCUUGGAGGAUAAAUUCCACUAUCAUUUGGAGGGAUACCCACUAUAUAGGCGGCACGAGGGCAGCGGCCAGGUCGACCAAGAUGUCGUGGAUGAUAUCGCCAAGAAGUGCUUUGGGCAGCUCUACUUUAGCUUUGGAAAGACUCAUCGCAAGGAAACUUUAGAAUACCGGGAAAAGCACUCAAACGCGUUUAAAACCCGUCAAAAUGUUUUGCCCCUCCGGCGAUUCAUACGCGUUUUUCAACAAUAUUGGUGGCUCAAGGUCUUGUGUGCCCUACUAGUUCUCGUUGUGGUUUUGCUUCAAAUCUUCAGAUGA